AUGAAAUUCGUCCAUUUAUUGGUGGGUUUGAGCUGCAUGCUCUGGGAGAUUCGAGGAUAUCCGUACUAUCCAACUUACGGAAAUAUAGAUACUUAUUCGUAUGGUGACUCUAGUCGCGGUGGCAUGGCAUUAAGCCGCUACUACAACCCGUACUACAAUCCUGGCAAUGGAGGAGCAAGUAUGGCUGCUUUCCUGUACAGACAGCCUGAACAGGCAACUCUUCAGGAAUCCAGUCAAUAUUAUCUCCCUGACAGAAGGCGUCAGAUCCCCCAAGAAGCCAACUUCAAUGUCCCACCCCAGCAGAACGAAAUCUUUUACGCCCAACAACCCGAAAACCCCGCUUUUAUUCCGACCGAGGCAACAGAAGUGGUUGAACCUACAGAGAAAACAGUUCAAGUGGCACCAACUACAGCAAAAUCUGUGGUUGUCCCUGAGUUAGUUGAACAUGAAAUUGAAGAGGUCCCUGAAGAAGAACCCGUACCUAAGCCAAAGAAAGCUGUAACGAAGAGGAAACAAGUGAAGAGGCCCAUUGACGAUGAUGACGAGGAUGAUGCCUACUCUCCUAAGAUGCCUGCCGCUGCUUACUUCCCGAUGUUCUUCGGAUGGGGUGGCAGGUCGGGUGGACAACCUAACGGUGGGGGCCCCACUGCCAUUGCCAAUGCUUUCAGCACCGGCCGCGGUGGUGUAGCGACUAGUCAUGCGACUGCUUAUGGAAUGCCCAGACCCCAAGAAAGAGUGUAA
Arctia plantaginis is the source of this 741-nucleotide messenger RNA. The record is from the annotation of a GenBank genome assembly. NCBI's taxonomy places the organism in Eukaryota, Metazoa, Arthropoda, Insecta, Lepidoptera, Erebidae.